GUAAGAUCCACAACCAACUGAGAAGGAAGAAAAGAAAUUCGGAAGGCACAACUAAUGAAAAUAUGGCAUCCACUACAAGUCUAGAACGAAUCACGCAUGAAAGUUGAGCACUGAAAACACACAAAUGAUGCAAAGGUAAAGCCUUUUCUGCUUCCCGGUGUGCUUCGCUUGGAUUAGUGCUGUGGCAGCGUGGGGGAGGGCGACGGGAGGCGGUGCUGUGCAACGGCAGGUGGCCCUGGGCGGAGGAGCGUUCGGGCGGCGGCCUUGAGGGGGAGAGGGGCGUGGAUCUGGCUUUCUUUUGGACGGGCAAGUGGAAAGCAAAAUUGGAUUGAUUAUUAGGGUUCCCUUCCCUUUUACUGUUGUACCGCCGCCACACCAACAAAAUCUGUCGUCCGCCGGCGACGCGCACAAGAAUUAAGAAGCCACUCCUUCCGCGCAAGUGUUGCCUCCUCGAUCCAUCCAUCCAUCCGGAUUUGGAUCCAUUCAUUGGUUCGAUUGAUUAGGCUCUUCCUCUUCUCUUCUCCAGCGCGCAAGAUCUUCUUUUAAUCUAGCCAGGGCCAGGCCAGGAUGCCUGCUAAUCCUCCGCCUCCGCCGCCUGGGUCUUCCUCGUCGGUUCCGGCGGGGGCCAACUACUUCCCGCUCCCUUUCCAUCUGCAGCAGCAGCAGCACCAGCCGCAGAUGCCCAUGGCGGCCAGCAGCUACCAGCAGUACCAGCAACAGCUGCAACAGGCGCAGCAGCUCUUCCAGCGGGACGCGCAGACAAUCACCCCUGAGGCGCUGCAGAGCGUCAAGGCUGCCCUCGCCACCAGCGACGUCCUCGACCCCUCCACCGCCAGGCCCUCCGACCCCUCCACCACCAAGAAGUCCGUCCCCCGCCGCGCAGCCGGACAAUCUUGGGAAGACCCCACCCUUGCCGACUGGCCUGAGAAUGACUAUCGGUUGUUCUGUGGAGAUCUGGGUAACGAAGUUAAUGAUGAUGUUCUCUCCAAAGCAUUCUCACGAUUCCCCUCCUUCAACAUGGCAAGGGUUGUUAGAGAUAAGAGGACUGGCAAAGCUAAAGGUUAUGGAUUUGUGAGCUUUUCAAACCCUACUGACCUGGCUGCAGCAAUAAAAGAAAUGAAUGGAAAAUAUGUUGGGAACCGCCCUAUUAAACUGCGUAAGAGCAAUUGGAAGGAGAGGACAGAUGUUGAGGCUCUAGAAAGACAAAAGAACCAUAUCCAGAGGAAGCCUAAAAUGCCCAAGAAGAGUAUUCUUCACAAGUAAGGCUAGGCUCUACCGAGGGUAACUCAGCAGAUGUGCUGCGUUGGGAUUGUGAAGCUCUGGGGCAAGUCACUCUUGCUGCACUAGUCGAGACGCUGCCUGCUAUACCCUGUUAGGACCUGUUGUGCUUGUCAGUCACAUUAGUACUAUGCAAUGUUCCAUCUGAUGACAAGCUGAUUGUUACAUAUCUAGAGUUUCUGCCUGAGCAUUUGGUUGCUUAACGGUGUAUCUAUAAUCAGCUUUAGUCUGAUUUUUUUUUUUCGAUUGCUUUAGUUCGCAAUGACAUUGGCAUUGUAUUGCGAUAAGACACAAGUCUUUGGGUACUGUUCUCGUUUUUUUGGAAGAAAGUUUCUAGCACUA
Messenger RNA from Phragmites australis (common reed), 1620 nucleotides. RefSeq lists its product as uncharacterized. The coding region runs from base 568 to 1263 and encodes 231 amino acids. Gene Ontology annotation, molecular function: mRNA binding. The record is from RefSeq and is a predicted model, not a curated record. The transcript has 7 exons. Lineage: Eukaryota; Viridiplantae; Streptophyta; Magnoliopsida; Poales; Poaceae.